Messenger RNA from Cercopithifilaria johnstoni, 4644 nucleotides. NCBI's taxonomy places the organism in Eukaryota, Metazoa, Nematoda, Chromadorea, Rhabditida, Onchocercidae. The record is from the annotation of a GenBank genome assembly.
AUGCCACCAUUAUUUAUUUUAUUACACGUAUUAAUAAAUAAUGAAAUUAUUGCUUAUGGUAAUGAUAUUCAUGCACGUCAACGUCGUAGUAAUAUUCCGUGUGGUGUUAGUUUUACGCCAUGUUCACCUGCAGCACUUGCAUUUGGUCUUACAUCAAAUAUCACCAGUGAAAGUGAAAAAAUUCAACGAAAUCCAUUUGAAGUUAAAGGACGUCAUAUUAAUAUCAGUAAAUUAAUCGAUCAUCAAAAUAUUAUUGCUGCUAUACGGGAAGCAAAAGAUGAAAUUGAUAUUCUGUUCAAUCAGACUGAAAUUAAAAUUUUCAAAAGCACAAAUGCAUUUGAUGGUGAACCAGCAGAGAUAAUAUGGAAUGCAAUAAAUAAAAUUGAUCCGUAUUCCAAAAAACUUUCUUAUUCAUCACAAAUUUCCAUUGCUGCAACUGAAAAAUUACACAGUUUUGGUCUUACAACUGAACAAAUUCUUUACGGUUUACCGAUAAUGGAUCUUCGUGAUACAACAAUAAAUAGCAUAUGUCCAGUAAAUUUGGUCACAGAAUGUCCAUCAGCUAAAUAUCGAACUUAUUCUGGACAUUGUAAUAAUGUUAAUCAUCCAUUAUGGGGUGCUUCAUCUGAACCAAUGCAACGUUUCCUAAUACCAAAUUAUGCUGACAAAAUUUCAAAACCACGUAUUUCAAUAAAUGGUUCAUCACUUCCAAGUGCUCGAAAAAUAUCACAUAAUCUUAUCACUGAAUCAAUUGAUCGACAUACCUCAUGUUCAAUGAUGAUUGCUCAAUGGGCAAUGUUUAUUUAUGAAGAUAUCAGUCAUGCUGGUAUAACAACUCUUUAUGAAGGUAAUCAAUCAAAAUCAUUAUCAUGCUGUCACGAGAAAUACACUCAUCCAGAAUGUUUUCCAAUUGAAAUUGAUGAUAAUGAUACCACUUAUUCAAAAUUAACACGAUGCUUACCAUAUGUACGUACAUCAACAUCACCUCGAGAGAAUUGUUCACUUGGUCCACGGGAGCAAGUUAAUCAAGCUACAUCAUACCUGGAUGCUAGUCAUAUAUAUGGUAAUACCGUGGAACGUGCCAGUAAACUUCGUUCAUAUCGAAAUGGUUUUUUAUUAACCCAACAAAAUUCACGAUCUAAAAGUUUAUUAUCAGCAACAAAUAAUGAUGAUACAUGUACGACUAAUCGAAGCACACAGCGAUGUUUCUUAUCGGGUGGUAAAUUUACAAAUUUAUUUCCGUCACAAACUGCAUUGCAUACGAUUUGGUUACGUCAACAUAAUGAUAUUGCUAAGCAAUUAAAAAUAAUCAAUGCUGAUUGGGAUGAUGAGAAAUUAUUUCAAGAAUCACGUCGAAUUGUUGUUGCUCAAAUUCAACAUAUUACAUAUAAUGAAUUUUUACCAAUUAUUGUUGGAAAAAAUAAAUUACGACAAUAUGGAAUUAAAUUACGAUUAAAUGAUUAUGAUAGUGAUUAUGAUUUGAAAGUUGAUGCAACAGUAUUAAACGAAUAUGCAUCUGUGGUUGGAUUAUUCUAUUAUUCACUAUUCUCUGAUCCGGUAUUUCUUUAUGAGGAUAGUGAAAGUGAGCGGAAAACCGAGAAAUCCUGGAGUGCUCUUCUCAAUGAUCCAGGAUUAUUGUAUAAUGGUAAAAUGGAUGCCAUUUUAAGAUUUUUAUUACGUGAAACAAUCCGUAAACCUGGAUUACAUCUGAAUAAAUAUUUCAAAAAUGAAUUCCUACGUGGUAAAGGAAAUUAUGGACUUGAUUUAGCAGCAAUGAUUAUACAAAUGGGUCGAGAUCAUGGAAUUCCAGGAUAUACUGCAUUUCGAAGCGCUUGUGGUCUUCGACGUCCAACUAAUUUCACCGAUUUGGAUGAUAUUGUAUUAGAAUCGCUUGAUUUGGAUGAAUUGGCUAAAUUAUACAAUCAUAUCGAUGAUGUUGAUUUGUUUGUUCUUGGUAUGGCUGAGAAGCCAGAACUUGGUGCAUUAGUUGGACCAACAUUUGCAUGUAUCAUUGGUAAACAAUUCCAAAAGAUUCGUCGAGGUGAUCGUUUUUGGUAUGAAAAUUUCUUUGCACCAUCAGCGUUUACAUUGGAACAGUUGGGAGAAAUUCGAAAAACAACGCUAGCACGAAUAAUAUGUGAUAAUUCUGAUGAUAUCAUACAAAUUCAACCAUAUGUUUUUACAGUUGCUGAUAUUUAUGGGAAUUGUCCAAUGUAUUGUAAUUCAACGAUAAUUGAUACGAUCGAUUUAACACAAUGGGCUGAUCAAGAGCCUAGGCUUAAAUUACCAAUAACAAAGGCUACAUUAGAAAAAGCAGUACGAUUGGGUGCUGAACAUGCAAAACGUUUAAAUGAAGCCGAAGCAGAUCGGAUUAGAAAUCAAGGAAGAAAUAAUAAUCAAAGUAGAAGUCGAAAUUCGGCAAUUUAUGCACAUUCAAAUUUGUUAGCACCAAAAAAAGAAUCAUUGGAAAUUUCACAUCGUGCCGAAGUACUUCGAGAAACAACCAAAGUUUUAUUAAGAGGUGAUGGACUAAGUGAACAGGAACGUUUACCGUUAGAAUUAGAUUUGACUACGCUGCAACGCUUACUACCUGAAAUUGAUAUAGCACGAUUUGUUGGAAAUAUUACGGAUUUUUUGGGCGAAGAAAAUCCAUCAACGGAAGAAUGCUUGCCACGACCAUUACCAUGUGAUCAUACCACCAAAUAUCGUACAUUUUCUGGAUGGUGCAAUAAUUUGAAAUUUCCACAUUACGGAAAUGCAUUUGCACCAAUGCGUCGUUUAUUGGAUCCGGUUUAUGAUGAUGGUUUUGAUAGUCCACGUAUAUUUGGUCGUAAUAACAGACGUAAAUUACCGUCGGCUCGAAAGGUAUCAAAUGCUGUGCAUGCGGAAGCACCGCUAUUUCAUGCUAAAUAUACGCAUAUGUUAAUGCAAAUGGGACAAAUAAUUGAUCAUGAUUUCGCACAUUCACCAGUUUCAAGAGGACCCGGAAAUACGAUUUUGGAUUGCAGUCGUUGUGAUUCAGCUCAAACUGUUUCCAUACAUUGUUUUCCGAUACCAAUCGAAAGUGGUGAUCCAUAUUUUCCACAUUUGCGUGAUAAUGGUGAACCAAGAUGUAUAGCAUUUACUAGAUCACUUCUAGGACAAUUUACACUUGGAUAUCGAAAUCAGCUGGAUCAAUUAACUUCUUACCUUGAUGCUUCAUUUAUCUAUGGUUCAACGGAAUGUGAAGCAAAUAAGCUACGUUUAUUUAGUCAAGGACAAUUGAACUUUACAGAUCUUGGCUUCAAUAGAGAAGCCUUACCACAAGGACUACAGGAAAGAGAUUGCAGAUCACAACCACAACAUCCAUGUUUUAAUGCAGGUGAUGAACGUAGUAAUGAACAACCAGGUCUUACCGUUAUGCAUACCUUAUUUCUCAGAGAACACAAUCGUAUUGCAGCAAGUUUAAGUCGUAUCAAUAAUUUUUGGUCUGAUGAAAAGAUUUAUUUGGAAACGCGACGUAUAAUGGGCGCUAAAGUACAACAUAUCAUCUAUAACGAAUGGUUACCAAUUGUGUUAGGUUGUGAAGCUACUGCAAGAUAUGAUCUUGUACCACGAAAAACAGGCUAUUACAAGGGAUAUGAUAAUAAAUGUGAUGCGACAAUGACGCAAGAAAUGGCAACAGCAGCAUUUCGUUUUGGUCAUUCACUGAUACGUAACAUAUUUCCACGAAUGAAUGCGGAAUAUCAGGAAGAAACGAAUGGUAUCGAUUUAAAAGCUUCAUUCAAUAAUGAAACAUUUUAUUACACUUUGGAAACUGGACAUAUUGAAUCAGUAAUUAUGGGCCUUCUUGGAUCACAUAGUAUGGAAUUUGAUCGUCAUAUUAGUGAUGCAAUACGUAAUCAUUUAUUUCAACGAUCAGCUAAUCCAUAUACAGGAAUGGAUCUUCCAGCACUUAAUAUACAACGUGGAAGAGAUCAUGGUGUUCCACCAUAUAAUUCAUAUCGUGAAAUGUGUGGAAUGCAUCGUGCAAGAAAUUUUGAUGACUUAAGAGACGUCAUGGAUAAUCGAACGAUAGCUGCAUUACGGAGUGUUUAUGAUCAUGUGGAUGAUAUUGAUCUCUUUCCAGGUAUCAUGUCGGAAAGACCACUCAAAGGAGCGCUGGUUGGACCAAUGUUGACAUGUAUCAUUGGCGAACAAUUUCAACGGUUAAAACGUUGCGAUCGAUUUUAUUACGAAAACGAUAAUGCGGCAACAAAGUUUACGCCAGAUCAAUUAGCUGAAAUACGAAAAACAACAUUAAGUAAACUUAUUUGUGCAAACAGUCAAUAUGCGCGUCACGUUCAACCGAAUGCAUUUCUUAUGCCUGACGAUUUAACGAAUGCACCAAUGAAAUGUUCUGAAUUACCGGACAUUGACCUUUACGAAUGGCUUGAUCGACAAUUUUGUGUGGUGGAUCAUCGAGUUAUUAAUUUGGGAAGGACAAAGCGUAUAACGCCAUGUAUCACUUGCACAUGUACCGCUGAAGGACCAGAAUGUCAUUCGAUGGUGAUUGAUCGCUGCGAAUCACUGUUAACCGAAUACCUUUUUUCAGAAGUGAUCGCUGAUACAGUAUGUGUAAUACAAUGUUCAUCACUGAUACGUCAAAGAAGAGGACAACUGUAA